Molecule: messenger RNA, 1665 nt
Organism: Hypoxylon fragiforme
Lineage: Eukaryota; Fungi; Ascomycota; Sordariomycetes; Xylariales; Hypoxylaceae
Exons: 2
Coding region: 1-1665 (554 amino acids)
Source: RefSeq, a predicted model, not a curated record
AUGUCCGAUAGAGCAGAUGCGAUGAGCUGCCACCACCAACAGAAAAUAAUAUGGUAUUGUUGCAACUGUAACAACUACUGUGGAGGAAUUUCCUCAAAACUACACCCAAAAUGUAUAAGUUGUGGACACGACAGGUGCAACUAUUGCGAUACGGACUAUGUCAGGGAAAGCAGGGAAAGCAGAGAAGGACUUGACAGCUUAUAUACACCCUUGGGGACUCCAUUGGGGGCGAGUGGAGGCACAAUCGACCAUGCGGCUCCGCAGUCUGAGUGCAUACCGGUAGAUCACAAUGAAGACAAAGAGGCUCUGCGGAGAGGCGACCCAAGACUAAGCAGAACUGCAUCAUUGUCCCAGGCCGAACCAGAGUCGCGCAGUGUCCCUGGCGUCCCUGACUUUCCUGAUUUCCCUAACCCCACAACUCAGGUCUUUAAUGAUGCUUGUGAGGAUGGCGAACAUACCCCUCGUAGCUCUCAUUCCGAUGGCCUUGAUGAUUGCAGUCAGAUUCCUAUCCUCGACUUAGAGUGGACAGACGAGGACCGCGAAUUCGUCAAAGACUUCGGAAUCGACUUUGAAAUCACAGGCCUUCAUAUACCACCCAUAGAAACAGAUGACUUCAACGGCGUUCAUAGCACUGGGUUAUUCGAGCCCCAUUACCCCAUCGAGUUCACUAACCAUGACGGUACCGUUAAGCCCCAAGCACUUACGUCUAGUGUCCCUAAGGACACUGAUAUACUUGAACAUAAUCCUGGCGCGCAUGAUCCGAACAGCUUUAAUCCUUUUGCGGCUCAAUAUGUCGGAUACUAUGAGAGCUCAAGUAAAACUCCGCAAGGCUUAAUUGCUUCUCAGUCUUCAAAUGCCCCGCACCAAUUGUCAAUAGUCGAUCCCCUAGCGGUGGUAGACCAAAGUGGUUUAACCUUACCCUUCACCACUCAACCCCCUAUAGUCAUCCCACCAUUUGAAAGCGAUGAUCCUAAACAACCUACCAAAAAGAGAAAGCAUUCUCAUACGGGUCAGCAACAAGAGCAUUCUAGCCAUGUUGGUCAUCAACAGGAAUAUUCUGACGAAGAUCCCAAACCUUGCGAAGAUUGUUUGCUGGCGAAUGGCAUCAACGAAAACAAGCCCUUUGCUUGCCUUUUAUACAAGCGUAACCCAGCCCGCUACAUUUUUUGCAUGAACAAGACCUUCAAGAACAUCAGCUCUCUGAGGCAGCACCUGGACAAAGAGCACAAACUCCGCCAGCACCACUGCACGGCCUGUUGGGAGUCGUUUGAAGACUCCGCUUCACUCAAGGAGCACGCAAUGUGUAGGCCAACAGGGGGCAUUCCAGUGGAUAAACUACCCAAGAUCACCAAAGACAGGGGGUGCGGCCAUAAAAAGUGGUAUAGGAUUUGGACACAGCUCUUUGGGGCCAUGGCUCGCCGGCCAAACUGCCCAUAUCCUCACCCGGCACGAGAUAUGAGAUAUCAAGUCCUUGGUCAACUCCUGCACCAUCUCCAUACUCGAGAGACCCAGCGCGACUUUAGUGAAAUCGCUGCAGUUAUUGGACAGUGGCUUGCCUCCAGCCCGAAGCCACGCAGCGAUUACUUGCAGUUUAUUACGCUGUAUCUCCCUUCUACUCCCCCCCACCUAGCCCAAGAUGUAGAUAUGCACGUAGCGAUUUCUUGA